Messenger RNA from Penicillium canescens, 1374 nucleotides. RefSeq names its product Zn(II)2Cys6 transcription factor domain-containing protein. The coding region runs from base 1 to 1374 and encodes 457 amino acids. Gene Ontology annotation, molecular function: zinc ion binding; DNA-binding transcription factor activity, RNA polymerase II-specific. NCBI's taxonomy places the organism in Eukaryota, Fungi, Ascomycota, Eurotiomycetes, Eurotiales, Aspergillaceae. Gene Ontology annotation, biological process: regulation of DNA-templated transcription. The transcript has 2 exons. The record is from RefSeq and is a predicted model, not a curated record.
AUGAGAUCGGCGACCCCUGAUUUGGACCCUUCCCAAGCCACCGAUGAGGAGCCCAGUCGGAAGAUGCGCGAGACUUGCAAUGCCUGCCAAGCAGCCAAGAUAGGCUGCGGGCACCAACGUCCCACGUGUACGCGAUGUGAGAAGCACGGGCUCGAGUGCAUAUACUCCAUGUCUCUGCCAUUAGGACGACCCGCCAAGAACAAGACCAAACGUUCCCGGCCGGUCUCAUGCGAGCAGUUGAGAGGUCUUCAGUCGGGUCCUGUUAAUCGCGUGGUGCGGCAGGGGAAACAUGGACGGGAAUCAAGGACGAGGCAACAACCGAAUGCAAGGGUAUGCAGAGACCCGGUUCCAUCAAACAGGAGCGACUCGAGCGCCGAGGAGGUUACAUCCGAGGUUGGUGACGUGCAGGCGAUUGGUUGCACGGCAGUUGGAUUCUUUGAGACUGGUGACCCUAUUGGAGACUGGAUUCUGGAGCAAGAAUGCGCCAUCGCACGGGGAGCAGGACCUAUCGACUAUUCAGGGUUAUUCCACAACUUGGCCUUGGAGAAUAGGUGCAUUUCCAAAACACCCACGUUCCACACAGGAUUCAAACCUUUGUGCAUUCCGCGUACUCACUUUCCUACACAGAACCAGGGUCUUCCUGCAAUCGGCCCAAUGGCAGACGCAUCUCUCACGAUUCACAUUGUGGAUAGAGGAUUGAACUUUGCCAAAGUAGCUGCACCAAAUACCCAGACCACGUCAUACUUUCCAGGUGUAUUAUGCACCGCCGGGACGUUCAUUUGGAACGAAGAAGAGGCGUUCCAUCCAACGCAGGACCCGUGGAGAGUUCCUGGGAUGCCCCCCAGCAACAUCUUCACGAGCCCCAUGGACGCUGGCAGCAUAGAUCAAUGUCUUUCUUCAGAAGAGAGCGAUUCAGAGUCACUCUCUGAAUGUACCUCUUCUCUUCGCUGUGAUUGCCACGAACUAGCAUCGAGCGAAGUUGUUCGAGCCCUUGAAUCAAAGAGUACCCGGAGGAUGCUGUUUCACCUGGGAAAGGUGCAGCAACAGGCAGAGAAGAUUCUCGAAUGUCCCUUUUGCAGCGUGUCCAAAUCCCGGGCUAACGUCUUCAUACUUAUAAUCAUGGCGAUUGACACGGUGCUGCCGAUAUUGGAGAUGACGGCAACGUCUGCCAGUGUCAGUGCGGACGGAGAGGUUCGUUCGGGUCGGGGAGAAGUGGUAGACCUCAGCCAGUCGCGCGCGUGUCUGUCUAACUUGUCAUUUGUUGUUCGUAGAAUUUGUAAAGUCUUGCUUUCUGCCUCCCCUUCUGAUGGGCAGUUGGCUUUGGCUGAUGAGACAGAUCGGCGACUGCGGUUGAUUAUUCAGUUGAUUGAGUGA